UCAAUAAAUCUCUCCAUUUUUACACAACUCACCAGUAUGUAAUGGAAUCAUCCCACACGAAUCAAUUUCGCGAAAUUAAAACCAUAGAUUUCUGCAAAAUUGAUUCAUUUCUGUAAAAAAUGGAGGGUUCGUCGACGAUCGCAAGGAGGACAUGGGAGCUCGAGAACAACAUUCCACCUGAUUCAUCCUCCGAUUGCAUCUUCUACUACGACGACACUGCGCAGAGUAAGUUCCAGCAGGAGAAACCAUGGGCGAACGAUCCUCACUACUUCAAGCGAGUCAAGAUCUCAGCGCUUGCUCUCCUUAAGAUGGUGGUCCACGCUCGCUCCGGUGGCACCAUCGAAAUCAUGGGUCUUAUGCAGGGGAAGACCGAUGGUGAUGCAAUCAUCGUUAUGGACGCUUUCGCUUUGCCAGUGGAAGGAACCGAGACAAGGGUUAAUGCUCAAGCCGACGCCUACGAGUACAUGGUCGAGUAUUCGCAGACCAACAAGCUCGCUGGGAGGUUGGAGAAUGUUGUUGGAUGGUAUCACUCCCACCCUGGAUAUGGAUGCUGGCUCUCGGGUAUUGACGUUUCUACUCAGAGGCUUAACCAACAGUAUCAGGAGCCAUUUUUAGCUGUUGUUAUUGAUCCCACAAGGACUGUUUCAGCUGGUAAGGUUGAGAUUGGAGCAUUUAGAACAUAUUCAGAAGGAUAUAAGCCUCCAGAUGAACCUGCUUCUGAGUAUCAGACUAUCCCUCUUAAUAAGAUCGAGGACUUUGGUGUUCACUGCAAACAGUAUUAUUCAUUGGAUGUCACUUAUUUCAAGUCAUCUCUUGAUAGUCACCUUCUGGAUCUCCUAUGGAGCAAGUACUGGGUGAACACUCUUUCAUCUUCCCCACUGCUGGGCAAUGGAGACUAUGUUGCCGGACAAAUAUUAGACUUGGCUGAGAAGCUUGAGCAAGCAGAGAGUCAUCUGGCUCAUUCUCGCUUUGGAGGAAGUGUGCCAUCAUCCCUUCAUAGGAAAAAAGAGGAUGAGUCUCAACUAACUAAGAUAACUCGGGAUAGCUCAAAGAUAACUGUGGAACAGGUCCAUGGACUAAUGUCACAGGUUAUCAAAGACGUAUUAUUCAACUCUGUGAGCCAAUCCAGCAAGUCUCCCUCUGACUCGUCGGAUCUCGAGCCUAUGGUUACACCUUGAAGUUGCUAGUGUUUUGGUUUGUAGGCUUGUAGCAAUGUGCCGUAGUUUUUUUGGGCAAUGAAUUUGGGUUUGACCACACAUCGUUCGUGGUUAUCUUGUCGUGUCAUUUCCUUUUUUGUCCUGUUGUUGUGUAAGGCAAAUGAAAUGAGAACGAAUUUUAGACUGAA
This is a messenger RNA of Eutrema salsugineum, 1345 nucleotides long. Its product is annotated as COP9 signalosome complex subunit 5b. Gene Ontology annotation, cellular component: COP9 signalosome; cytoplasm. Gene Ontology annotation, biological process: protein deneddylation. NCBI's taxonomy places the organism in Eukaryota, Viridiplantae, Streptophyta, Magnoliopsida, Brassicales, Brassicaceae. The record is from RefSeq and is a predicted model, not a curated record. Gene Ontology annotation, molecular function: deNEDDylase activity; metallopeptidase activity; protein binding. The transcript has 6 exons. The coding region runs from base 120 to 1178 and encodes 352 amino acids.